GAGACCGUAUAUUCAGAAAGAAAACCCUAGAUAACCCCCAAUUUUCUUAAACUCUCUCUCUCUCUCUCUCUCUCUCUCUCUCCACAGCCUUCUCUCUGCAGAUUUUUCUCCCUAAAAAAUUCUGCUACUUUCUUGGAGAUACUUGACCUGAACCAAAAAAGAAUGUCAACUGAACAGAGAGGAGAAGAAGAUCAGCAAGCUACAGGUGCCCCAGUUCAAGGCUGGAGCUCAAUGAUGGAACAGUACCGGAGGAUCAAAGAAAAUGCAGAAACUUACCCUUAUGUUUGGGCUUCAUAUAUUCUUGUAUAUGGUGGUUUUGGCCUAUGGUUUACCUACAGAUGGAGGAAGCUUCGCAGGACUGAAGAUAGGGUAAGGGUACUACAAGAAAGACUGCGCAAGCUCGUUGAAAUUGAAGAGUCUGCAAAGUCUGCUGCAUCAGUUGAAAAGGCUCCACCACCAUCUGCCAAUAAACCCCCGAGAUAGUUGGGUUUGCUGCUAAUUCAUUUUAGCCUCUUCUUCACAUUCAUACGUGUCAAGUAUGGAUACAGAUAGCUGUUGCUUCCUCAAAUUAAAUGUGAGAAUUGAAGAAAUCACAAUGAUGAUGAUGAUUUCAAGAACUUGUUAGAAAUUAAGAAGAGAAUUCUCUCUUUCUUACUUUGGUCAAGAUCUGAGGUUCCAAGAUGAUAAAAUGUUGUUUUAUAUGUGCCACCCGUUCCCAGUUUUAGGUUUGGUGUGGCAUGUAAAGUGAGUUUAGGUGGCCAAUAUGGCCUAUUGAGGACAAUAAAUUAUAAGAUGUUUGUUAUUUUCACUUGACAUGAAGGAAA
Molecule: messenger RNA, 824 nt
Organism: Juglans microcarpa x Juglans regia
Lineage: Eukaryota; Viridiplantae; Streptophyta; Magnoliopsida; Fagales; Juglandaceae
Exons: 2
Coding region: 163-483 (106 amino acids)
Source: RefSeq, a predicted model, not a curated record